Molecule: messenger RNA, 1503 nt
Organism: Didymodactylos carnosus
Lineage: Eukaryota; Metazoa; Rotifera; Eurotatoria; Philodinida; Philodinidae
Source: the annotation of a GenBank genome assembly
AUGACUGUUCAUUUAUCAAGUUUGGAUACUGAAGCGCGUAUUAUUCUCAAUGUAGGUGGUACUCGAUUUGAAACAUUUAAAUCCACGUUAAAAAAAUUACCUGCUACUCGAUUAUCAAAAUUAACUGAACAAUUAUCAUCGUAUGAUCCAAUAUUAAACGAAUACUUUUUUGAUCGACAUCCCGGUGUAUUUUCACAAGUAUUAAAUUAUUAUCGUACGGGUAAAUUACAUUAUCCUACUAAUGUUUGUGGUCCUCUAUUUGAAGAUGAAUUAUCUUAUUGGGGUUUACAGCGAGAAGAUGUUGAACCAUGUUGUUGGAUGACGUAUACUAAACAUCGUAGUACACAAGAAACAUUGCAAAUAUUAGAUAGUUUAGAAUUAGAUACGUUAAGAUCAUCAAAAGACGAUAUAGUAAAAAAAUUUGGAUGGGAAGAUAAUCUCGAUUAUGUACAAGGACGUUUGCCAAAAUAUAAAAAAGUGAUGAUGAUUGUUUGGCAAAUAUUUGAAGAACCAAGAUCAUCAACAGUAGCCAAAGUGAUUACUGUGAUAUCGAUAUUUUUUAUUCUUGUUUCAAUAUUAUCGUUUGUUUUACAAACAGUAUCGUUAUUUCGUAUAAUAGAAAUUGAUUUUGUUACUGUUUAUAUUAAUUCGACUUCUACUGAUCGUACACCAACUUUAAAUACUCAACAAGUUCAUCCAGCUUUUGAAGUGGUCGAAUGGAUAUGUAAUGCAUGGUUUAUCUUUGAAAUUCUUGUUCGAUUUAUUGUUAGUCCAAAUAAAAAAGAUUUUUGUAAAUCUGUAUUAAAUAUAAUCGAUUUUUUAGCUACAUUUUGGUUUUAUUGUACGUAUGCACUAUCAAAACUAAAUGUAAAUGAUAAUGAAGCGUUAGAUUUAUUAAGUACAAUUCGUAUAAUGCGUCUAUUUAAAUUAUUUAAUCAUCAUCCCGGUUUAAAAGUUAUUAUAACAUCGAUGCAAUAUUCUAGUAGUGUUUUAUGGUUAUUAAUAUUUUUUGUUCUUAUUGCUGUAGCUAUUUUUGCUUCACUCAUCUAUUAUGCUGAACGAAUGACAACAAAAAAAAGUGAUGAUAAUAUGUUUACUUCUAUACCCGAUGCUCUAUGGUUUAAUAUCAUAACAAUGUCAACAAUUGGUUAUGGUGAUCUUUAUCCAAAAACGAUGCUUGGCAUGAUCGUCGGAGCCGUAUCGACAGUAGCUGGUCUUCUAAUUAUUGAUUUACCAAUGCCAAUUAUUUUAGAAACAUUUGCCAAUUUUUAUACACAUUUGAGAGCGAGAUCAAAAUUACCAAAAACAAGACGAAAAAUUGGUCCCGUUGAACAACCAAGACGGAAACAAAUUGGUUCAACGUUAACUGGAGGAGGUCAGGGAGGACAAUUACCACACAAUCCAUCACAUCAGAAUUUAAAAAUGAUUGCACAAAGUGCAAAAAGUUCAGUAUUUACGGCAAAAACAAUGAUUAAUAAUAAUAUUUUAUCCUCUGUUGCUUAA